Lodderomyces jiufengensis is the source of this 975-nucleotide messenger RNA. It is a transcript of the gene CKB1, whose product is annotated as casein kinase 2 regulatory subunit. Bases 1 to 975 code for a protein of 324 amino acids. The transcript has a single exon. Gene Ontology annotation, molecular function: protein kinase regulator activity. The record is from RefSeq and is a predicted model, not a curated record. Gene Ontology annotation, cellular component: protein kinase CK2 complex; cytoplasm. NCBI's taxonomy places the organism in Eukaryota, Fungi, Ascomycota, Pichiomycetes, Serinales, Debaryomycetaceae.
AUGCCUAGUGAUCCAGAAGACGAUUAUAUACCUUGGAUACAACAAUUUUGUGAAUUAUUUGGUCAUGAUUAUUUUGUACAAGUAUCUCAAGAUUUUAUCGAAGAUGAUUUCAAUUUAACAGGACUAUCACUGCAAGUCCCGUUUUAUAGAGAAGCAUUAUAUACAAUAUUAGAUUAUCAAGUUGAAACAGCGGAAGAUCACACAAAUAAUAAUACAACAACAGCUACCACAUCAACCAAUAUAAAUACAAAUAACAAUAACAACAAUAAUAGCAUAAAUAUAGAUUCUCGAGGGGCCAAUAACAAUAAUAAUAAUAACAAUAAUAGCAGUAAAUCCAAAUCAUCUAAUACAUCAGAAUUACCAAAUAAAUCAUUAUUAGCUCAUCUGGCAGAAUUACUAUAUGGAUUAAUUCAUGCGAGAUACAUAGUAUCAAAACAAGGUCUAACGGCAAUGGCAUCUAAAUUUGAAAAAAAUGAUUUUGGUUCAUGUCCAAGAUAUUUUUGUGAUGGGAUGCAUUUAAUACCGGUUGGAUCAACAGAUAUACCUGGUCAAGAAACAGUAAGAUUAUAUUGUCCCUGCUGUAAUGAUAUAUAUAUACCUUCAAGUUCAAGAUAUUUGAAUAUAGAUGGAGCAUUUUUUGGUACAACUUUUCCUGGAUUAUUGGUGAAAAUGUUUCCAGAAAUUGAAAAUCAAUGUAGAAUAAGAAUACAGAAGUUUAGUCAAAAUGAUUUUGGUUUGAAAUUAUUUGGAUUCAAAAUAAAUGAGGUAAGUUCAACUGGUCCACGAAUGAAAUGGUUAAGAACUCAUCCCAAAACAAUAGAAGAGAAAAAGGAGUAUGAUUACUGUGAGUAUAGUGUGCCAAAGAUAACUUACUCAGAUGAUGAAGACGAAGAUGAGGAAGAAGAUGAAGAUAUGGAUGAUGAGGAGGAAGAAGAAUUAGAAGAAGAUGAUGAUAAAACUAUGGCGAGCGAGUAG